GUUUGCCCUAUAUGCUUCGUAAAUCACGACAAUUUAAUAGAAGUAUAAGAAAUAUACUCCCUUUUGAUUUAGAAUGGAAUAUUUGUUUUUGUUAAUAAUAAUCUAUAUGAACCUGAUGCUCGGUUCAUCUCAGAUUCCUCCUGGAUCCCCAGUCAUCGACGUACCUCAGGUCAUUGUGUUGAAUUCACAGAUAACAUUUCUAUGUACGUCUCCUAGAGGUAGUCCAACACCGACUGUGAAAUGGUUCAAAGACGAUACGGAAAUAACAACUGGUAUUUCUACAACAACUUCUGGUACAGCAGUGACAACAUCUCUAACGUUUACAGCUACUUUAGAUGAUCAUUUAGAGAUUUUUGAGUGCCAGGCAGAAAAUGGUGUACUGCAAAACCCUCUUACUACUACUAAAUACAUUGAGGUUCACUAUUCACCACAUGCACCAACUUUGACUGCACCAAGUACUUUUACUCCAGGACAACAAGGCAUGUGGACAUGUAUUUCGGCCAAUGGUUAUCCCGCUGGUAUAAUGACCAUGCGAAAUAAAAAUAAAAAUACUCAGUUUACAUCUGAGUUUACAUCUUUCAGUGUACUAAAUAAAAAAUCCUAUGAUGUUACUGGUACCCUUACCUGGAGCCCAGUGAUUGUUAACAAUGGGGACACCAUUUGCUGCGAUGUAACACAUACAACCACACUUGGCAUUACUCCACAGACAGUGUGCAGACAAAUUACAGUUGCUCAACCUAUUGCAAUUAACGCUCCCGUGACCCAGUAUAAUCCAAUUCUACAGUCCUCGGUUACUCUGCAGUGUGAUGUAACUCAAGGUACUGCAUCCCAAAUAAUAUGGAUUAAAGAUAACGUUCAACUGAAUAUAGGCAGUAAUUCACGACUUUCUGGUGGUACUGUCGCAACUGAAUCUCUGACAAUUGCCAAUGUACAAAUGUCUGAUAGUGGGAACUACCACUGUCGAGGCAUUGAUGCUGUCACUGGUAACAUUGUAAAUACAGAUACCAUUAAUGUUAACACUGUUGGAACACCACCUGUAGCAUCCAUUCCACAGACAUCAUAUUAUUCAGUGACCGGGCAACAAAUUAUUCUUGGGUGUACAGUCAGCUCACCAAACAGUCCUUUACAGGAUGUUCAGUGGACAUUUAUCAAUAAUGGAGGACAAGUGACAGAUCCUAUCCUCGUUUCAACUUCAAAUGGAAAGUAUUCAGGUUCAACAAUCAAUAGUCCAUCUUUGACAAUCAACAAUAUCGCAAGCACGGACGCAGGAACGUACAGCUGUAAGGCCAGAAAUCUGGUUGGAACCAGCACAAAUAAUCCAACAACAACUCUUACUGCAAACGGGAGUCUGCCUGUAGUCCAGAUUAAUCCUUCGACCUACACAGCAACAUAUGGAAGUCAAGUGGUAAUUAAUUGUAAUAUCGUAUCUGCUAGUCCUGCAGCAACUCAAGUUUACUGGCAGAGAAAUUCCGAUAAUCAGGUUCUACGAAUUGACAAUGGAGACCAGGGAUAUCAAGGCAGUACAACAUCUACACCUUCAUUAACCAUUAAUUUUGCUACAACAGCUUAUGCAGGAGUAUACACAUGUUUUGCUACAAAUGUUGUAGGAACUGGCAACAGUAAUCUUGGAACUGUUACGAUAACUGGUGGUGGUCUUGAUAUAACAGCAUCACGGACGACGUAUUCAGCAAUAGUUGGAGAUUCUAUUGUUACCAUACUGUGUAAUAUAAACGGGACACCACCGGCUAUUGCAUGGGACUGGACAAAAACAUCAAUUUCUGGAGGCAAUUCUGAAAUAAUAUCUCAAGGGACAAAUAAUGCACGAAGACAAGUUAUCAAUUCUGCAACCAAACCCAAUUUAAAUAUAUAUAGCAUGACAGAAGACGAUGAAGGUGUUUACAGAUGCAGAGCUAAUAAUGGGGAGCGACAAUAUAUAAGUGAACCUGUAAUACUAAAAGUGCAAGAAGCAUCCUUUAGAAGAGUUCCAGGUGAACCUCAAACAAAUAAUGCGUUAGAUAUUGAAGAAGGAAUAACAGUAAUUCUUACAUGCAGUUCUUCUGGAGGAAAUCCGUCACCAUCAGUUGUUUGGUUGAAGGAUAAUAUUUUAAUUAAUGCUGGUACUAACUCAUCCAUAUUUGGAAAUGUAACAACAACAACAUUGACCUUUGUAACGACCGUAUAUGACGAUCUAGAGGUAUAUGAAUGCCAGGUGGAUAAUGGUUUUCUCCAGAGACCACUUGUGAAAUCUACAUAUCUAGUAUUAAACCCUUCCAACAAACCUCCAGGUCAACCAAUAAUCACUGGAUCACAACGCUAUGAUUUAGGAGAUACAGUAACAAUAUCGUGCAGUUCUACAGGAGGAAAUCCUUCACCUACAGUGAAUUGGCUGAGAGAUAACAAUAUUAUCACAACUGGUAUAAAUAGAUUUUCAGGAAGUGGGGUGACAAGAACAACGCUGACCUUUGUUGCUGGUUUAGAAGACCACCUUGAAGUGUUUGAAUGUCGGGCUAAUAACGGCUAUUUACAGAACCCUCUUGCGUCGACAACAUAUAUUGAGUUGUAUUUUGCUCCAAGGGUUCCAACACUGACCGGUCCUUCAACCCUUCUUUCUGGAUCCUCUGGAAAAUGGAUUUGUUCUUCAGCGAAUGGAUACCCUGCUCCAACCAUAUCAAUAAGAAUCCAAGAUCGGCAAUACACAAACGAGAUAGCUGUUGUACAGUCAUAUGAUAUCAUUGACAGAAGUUAUACAGUAGCUGGUACAUUAAAUUUAGUUCCGUCGACUGACAAAACUGGACAAGAUCUUUGCUGUGAUGUUAUUUAUCUAUUUGAUAACAAUGAUCCUCAAUCUACUUGCUUGCAGCUGACGAUAAAUGAUGAAGACGAAGACACUAUUAUAAUUUAUGUCGUGAUUGGAAUUUUUGCAGUGUUGAUUCUCUUUGUAUUACUUAUUGUGAUGAUCUGGUACAGAAGAUGUAUGUUUAUUUAG
Messenger RNA from Mytilus californianus (California mussel), 2986 nucleotides. Its product is annotated as hemicentin-1-like. The record is from RefSeq and is a predicted model, not a curated record. The coding region runs from base 74 to 2986 and encodes 970 amino acids. Lineage: Eukaryota; Metazoa; Mollusca; Bivalvia; Mytilida; Mytilidae. The transcript is spliced from 11 exons.